Molecule: messenger RNA, 1713 nt
Organism: Peniophora sp. CBMAI 1063
Lineage: Eukaryota; Fungi; Basidiomycota; Agaricomycetes; Russulales; Peniophoraceae
Source: the annotation of a GenBank genome assembly
AUGGCAUCCAGGCUCGCAGGCGCCGCGCGCCCGAUGUCUACCGGUUAUGCUCCGCCGAGUGCUCUCGCGCUUGAUUCGCCUUCACCUUCCGACGAAGCUGCCCACUUUGAGGAGCGCAUCGCCUCUGUCGAGAAGUUCUUUGCUUUACCUCGCUUCUCCAAGACUCUGCGCCCCUAUACCGCUGCAGACGUCGCGUCAAAGCAAGGCUCACUGCCGCCUCUGCCUCUCCCAUCCUCACUACUCGCAGACAAGCUCUAUGCCACGUUCGAGCGAGCCGCCAAAGAGGGAAAGCCAGUGCACACUUUGGGCGCUGUCGAUCCCGUCCAGAUGACGCAGAUGGCGCGGUGGUUGGAAGUCUGCUACGUCUCGGGGUGGGCGUGCAGUUCGCUGCUUACGACGGCGAACAAUGAAGUAGGGCCGGACUUUGGAGAUUACCCCUACACUACCGUCCCGAACCAAGUACAGCGGCUCUUCCGCGCUCAGCAACUGCAUGACCGAAAGCAAUAUGAUGCGCGCCUGGUCGCAUCGCCAGAGGCGCGGGCGAAACUUCCCUAUACGGAUUAUCUGCGCCCCAUCAUAGCUGACGGCGAUACUGGACAUGGCGGUCUAUCCGCAGUAAUGAAGCUUACGAAGCUCUUCGCCGAGGCUGGUGCAGCAGGAAUCCACUUCGAGGACCAGCUUCACGGCGGAAAGAAGUGCGGGCACUUGGCUGGGAAGGUCAUUGUGCCCACCUCGACACACAUACAACGGUUCACGGCGGCCCGCUUCCAACUGGAUAUGCUCCAGAACACGAUGUUACUCAUCGCCCGGACUGAUGCCGAGAGUGGGAGACUGUUGACGUCAACUGUAGACCCGCGCGAUCAUCCGUUCGUCAAGGGUGUACCAACACGCAUGCCCGGUGGCGAGCGCCGUCUCGCCCUUGCAGACGUACUCGCCCGUGCAGAAGCGGCCGGGAAGACGGGCCCGGAGAUCGACGAGCUGGAGGCCGAGUGGUUAUCUGGUGUAGAAUUACUAACGUUCGACCAAGCCGUCGAGAAGGCCAUCCGCGAGUCGGAUAUUGUCCCUGACAAGGCCACUGUCUUCGCCCAAUAUAAGGAGGCUGUGGUAGGGAAGACGAUUGUGGAGGCCCGGGAGACCGCUCAACAGAUACUUGGCUCACCUGUGGAUUGGGACUGGGACCUCCCUCGUACAAGAGAGGGUUACUAUCACACUACUGGCGGAAACGGACACGCCCUCGCCCGCGCGAUCGAAUACGGCCCAUACGCAGACAUGCUCUGGCUCGAAACUGGCCGUCCGGAUCUCGAGCAGGCGCGCUCUUUCGCCCGUGCCAUUCGCGAGCGUCACCCCGGAAAGUGGCUCGUAUACAACCUCAGCCCAAGCUUCAACUGGGCGAAGGAGGGCUUCACGGAGCAGGAUAUGAAGGAUUUCAUCUGGGAACUGGCGAAAGAGGGCUUCGUGCUCCAACUUGUCAGUCUAGCGGGUCUUCACGUCAAUGCUGUAUCGAUGGCGGAACUUGCCCAGAGUUUCAGGACGGACGGCGUGCUGUCCUACGUGAAGCUUGUCCAAAACAAGGAACGCGAGAUUGGGUGCGACGUGCUCACCCACCAGAAAUGGAGCGGGGCCGAGUAUAUCGACCGCAUCUUAUCCACGGUUUCCUCCGGUUCGUCGAGCACUUCAGCCGUUGGCAAGGAUUCGACGGAGCACGGCUUCUAA